Sodiomyces alkalinus F11 is the source of this 1280-nucleotide messenger RNA. RefSeq lists its product as hypothetical. Gene Ontology annotation, molecular function: structural constituent of ribosome. NCBI's taxonomy places the organism in Eukaryota, Fungi, Ascomycota, Sordariomycetes, Glomerellales, Plectosphaerellaceae. The transcript is spliced from 2 exons. The coding region runs from base 226 to 888 and encodes 220 amino acids. The record is from RefSeq and is a predicted model, not a curated record. Gene Ontology annotation, cellular component: mitochondrial large ribosomal subunit.
AGUAAUUACGUCUAAAGCGUCCAAGUGUAGUCGAAGUGGUUGUGUGGUGGUUCGGAACCUCACCCGGAGCGCUGUCGACGGAGUAAAAGAAGCUCGUGCCGCCCAGAAAUUUUAGUAACCACUUCCAAACACCCGCGUCGCAACAACUCCCCAACUUCCACCACCACCACCACCACCACCUUCAAGCAAACCCUGCUGUUAGCCAGACAGCGCAAACUGGUUGCCAUGAUUUGCCGAACCUGCCUCCGCCGUGCCACGGCACUCAACGUCCGAACUCAUCCGCCAUUGAGCACCCUCCUCCCCAGAGCCUUUUCCGUUUCCUCCCCUUCAAGAACAUCAACACAAUCAACGACACAAGCCUCGCCGGCCUCAGAGACCGCCUCACCCUCGAGCAUGCCCACCCUCUCGACACCCGUCGACGCACCCGUUGCCGGAAACGCCGGCUCGAAGCCCGCCCGGCCGCCCUCCUCUUGCCCUCCCGGCACCGUCCUCACCGGCCUCAACUACUUCAAGAGCCAGACGGACCCCGUGGCGCUCCCUGACGAGGAAUACCCCGAAUGGCUGUGGGACUGCCUCGAAUUCAAGUCUACUGCUUCUGACGAAGCUGACGCCAACGCUGGCGAUGAGUUCUCCAAAUCCGCAAAGCAGCGCCGCCUAGCCGCCAAGCGCCAGAAGCAAAUCCAAGCCAAGCUCCUCGCCGAGGGCAACCUCGAUGCCCUGGCCCCCAAGGUGCCCCUGCAGCACCAGUCCGUCAAUCUGCCCGGUAAGGAGGACGGCGAUGUCGCCGACAACCUCUUUGCGGCCGAGAAGCGCGAGGAACUCCGUAAAGCCAUGCGGCAGGAGCGCAAGGCCAAGAUCAAGGAGGCCAAUUACCUCAAGUCGAUGUAAAGAGGGGAAAAAUGGGAUGGAGAGCACCAGAUGGGACCACUCUACAGGGUAUUACGUUCUUUUCAACCCUUGGAAAAGCAUACCACAGUUGUGUCUUUCGAAUUGACCCUCGACUGACGGGGGUAACUUGUCGGAUGUUCGGGGAGGCAGGAAUAUGUACGUUGGCAUGUAGCAGUAUGGAUGGUGGGAGCAAAUCGAGCUGGCAAAAGCUCUGUAUAUUACCUGCAAUUUGCCUGACCUGUGUCCGGCUUGUAUACCACAGCUUCUUGUUGUCGUCAAUAGAUUAUUAUAUCGAACGACUACCUGGAAACGCUCUAUCAUUUUUGGCCGAGGCCAUUGAACCGCCGGGUUGUGCUCGAAAAAAAGAAAGAGAAAGAAUUCUCAAGCUGCUU